CGACCGUGCGACCACCAUCGGACAGCCGCACGUGAGCACGGCCCUGGAUUCAACGCGAGAUGAGAAGAAACGUCUGACAAAACGGAUCCCAAAGGCAUGGCCAGCAGCACGGAGGAUUACGGGUCGGAACUACAGGACCUGCAGUGGGGCGGCGGUAGCGGGUCGCACUUCCUGCGCAGCGGCACCCACUUCCUGAGAAGCGGCCCCGGCGGCUGCUACGAGGCCGAGGAUUUAGAGCCCAGCAGCAGGCAUCAUGGUGGCCAGCACAGGGGAUAUUACAGCCCUCCGGGCACGAGUUACACGAUCGUCGAGAGGCCGCCGAGUGCUCCUCAUCACCAUUCCUCGCACACUACACCGUACAGGCACAGAGGACACGCCACCGGAGGCUCCGGUGCCAUUUCGCCGGAGCAGGUGCUCAGACUUUUCGGGAACGGUGUGUCCGAGCGUCGACAGGGGGACAGGAGGACGCCGGCGUCUUCGCCUGCGAGCGUGGCCGCCGUGAGGACCACGCCGUCGUCGACGUCGCAGCAGCAGCAGCAGUCCCAGCAAUCGCAGCAGUCGCAGCCAAAUGCCGCGAAUCCUCCGACGUCGCCGAGCUCUCAGCCGUUGAGCCUGCAGGAGCUCACCGUAAGGACAAUCACCAUGACGAGAGAUCCGCCGGACUCUCACCAUGGCUUUGGGAUCUGCGUGAAGGGUGGCAAGGACGCAGAAGCGCAGUCAGGGGUGGGUGUCUACAUUUCGAGGGUGGAGGAAGGUUCGGUGGCCGAACGCGCUGGACUCAGGCCAGGAGACACCAUCUUGGAGGUGAACGGCACACCCUUCCGGGCGGUGACCCACGAGGAGGCCCUCAAAAUGCUGAAGUCCUGCAGGACCCUGAGCAUGACAGUUCGGGGCCCAGCGUUGGACCCCCGCUGCAGAGGCGGUCAUCCGGUGUGGUCGACAUCCGGUCGUCAGCAAUCCUGCAGCUGGAUCGACCGUCAAGGUCGUCCAACAUCUCCGCCGCCAUUGUACCCACCCCGAGACUCGAGGUACGUCCCGAGAACCAGGAAGGUCGAGCUGUGCAUCGAGCCUGGCCAGUCUCUAGGUCUGAUGAUCAGGGGUGGCCUCGAGUACGGCCUUGGGAUUUAUGUCACCGGAGUGGACAAGGACAGCGUGGCCGACCGAGCCGGACUUUUGGUAGGUGAUCAGAUCAUCGAGGUAAACGGGCAGAGCUUCGAGGAGGCGACCCACGACGAGGCAGUGGAGAUCCUGAAGACGAACAAGAGGAUGACUCUCCUGAUCCGCGAUGUUGGGAAGGUGCCACACUCCUGUACCACGAGCCAACCCAUCGUUAUGCCCACCUCUAGGUACUCCGAGCACGACCCUCUGCUGCUGGACAGCCCUGGGAACCAUCGACCACCGAGUCCUACCAUCGCCAGUGACUGGAGACACAGGGGCGGCAUGCACACGGUCUCAGCAGCGACAGCCGCCAUGGUGGAGGAGAAAGCGAGGGUGGUCCUCGCGAGGAGCGAGAGGGCAGCACUGUCUCAGCUUCUGGCAGACUACAGGACACGUCGAAUGACAAUCGAGGAGCUGGUUGUCAGUCUAGGCGACCUGCUGAACACCCACGAGAAGCUCACCCUGCUGACCGAGCUGAGGGAACUCGUGGACAGCAAAGACAGGGCUGCCUUCGACGAUUUGGUUUACAGGCCUCGGGUAGCCAUGGCAAGGAGAAAAGGUGACCGCGCUCAUUCGGACUUGAUAGUGACGCCGUCUCUGCACGAUCUUCCGAGGGGUGUACCCGGUGGUUGUUGCCGUCCGGGACGACUGGUGGACGUCGAGGGAGAUCCUCUAGGAGUGACAGGACCUCUCCUGCCGCGGGAUAACCAGGAAUAUAGAUCGCCCAGCGAGGACAGCGGCCUGGGUGCCGACAUGCCCAGGACCAGAGCGGGCUGCAGGAGGACGCAGCAGCACCAAGUGACGACCUCCGAUCUCGCCCUCUCCAACGACGACGAGUGCGACAACCAGGACUACGAGGACGAGCUGGAGAACGGUCGCGGGCGCAGACACAGCUCGCCUGGUGGCUCUCGCGGCAAUCCCAGAGACUACGGCCACCAUCAUCUUCAUCCCGACAAUUUG
Eufriesea mexicana is the source of this 2118-nucleotide messenger RNA. RefSeq names its product whirlin protein dyschronic (gene dysc). The record is from RefSeq and is a predicted model, not a curated record. Gene Ontology annotation, cellular component: stereocilia ankle link complex; cilium; stereocilium tip. Gene Ontology annotation, molecular function: protein binding. The annotation marks the transcript as partial. The transcript has 13 exons. Lineage: Eukaryota; Metazoa; Arthropoda; Insecta; Hymenoptera; Apidae.